AUGGAUCGUCGUCAGAAGUAUAAGAACGAGGGCAAGGAUCAAAAUGAGAUGCGUCGUCGACGCGGUGAGGUGUCUGUCGAUCUGCGUAAAAAUAAACGCGAUGAUGCAAUUAUGAAGCGACGCAAUGUGGUCGAUAUAGAUGUGAACAAAGAAGUCGAUGAGCUGCUGCCCAACUCAAUGAAUGCCAAGCUACUCGCCAUUGCUGCUUCUGAUUCCUUACAUCCGGAGGAGCAGUUGGCCGCUGUUAAGAAGGUGCGUGAAUUGAUUUCACUUGAGAAUGCGCCAGUCGAAACACUGAUAAACAACGGAAUGCUGCCCAUUCUAGUUGAGUGCAUCAAACCCUUUAAUUCGCCACAAUUGCAGCUCGAAGCUGUCUGGACAUUGACAAACAUUGCUUCAGGACCAUCUGAACUAACACAUAAAGUGGCCACCUCGGGAGCUGUGCCCAUAUUAGUUAAUCUGCUUAGUGCAGGUGACUUUAAGGUAGCCGAUCAAGCCAUUUGGGCAUUGGGCAACAUUAUUGGCGACGGGCCCGAGAAACGAGACUUUGUACUUGGCUUUGGCCUCAUUCAGCCAAUCCUUAACCUGGUAGAGGCUGAACUUCCAAUUAGUUUUGUGCGCAACAUUGCCUGGGUGAUUGGGAACAUAUCUAGAAAAUGGGAGCCCGUGGUGUCGCAACAGAUUACAAUGGAGAUUCAGCCUGCAUUGAAAGUGCUGCUCGAAUACACUGACGAUCAGGUGGUGAGGGACACAAUAUGGGCCAUCAAUAACUUUAUGCAAGACAAAGAUCGCAUUCAGAUCAUCGUCGAGAGUGGCAUUGUGCCCAAGAUCGUGAGUCUGGUCGGCAGCAACGUUGUAUCUAUAAAGUGUGCUGCCGUGAAUUGUCUUGGCAACAUUGUAACUGGAACCGAUGAGCAGACGCAAGCGGUGCUUGAUUCCAAUAUUCUAUCGUACUUUCCAACACUCUGCUUGCAUCCCGAUAUGCAACUGCGCAGGAACAUUAUGUGGUUUCUAUCGAAUAUCGUGGCUGGUACCGUGUCACAAAUACAGCAAGUUAUUGACGCCGGCCUAAUUUCACCGAUCAUUGAGAAUAUGUGCAACGGCGACUUUGCAAUCCAGCGCGAAGCCGCCUAUGCAAUCGGCAGUCUAUGCAGCAAAGGUGCACGCGAGCAAGUAAAUGUCAUCAUCCACGAUCGUGUCAUUUCGCCGUAUUGUCAUUUGUUGGUUUGCCACGAUAUAGAACUCAUUAAGUCUGUACUCAAUGGAUUGAAAGAUAUGCUGGAAAAAUCCGAACCAAAUCAGUUGGAAGUUGCCAUUUUGAUUGAAGAGUGCGGAGGACUCGAUAAAAUCGAGAGUCUGCAGAACCAUGAGAACAACGAGAUUUAUAAGUUGGCCUUCGAAUUAAUUGAGACAUACUUUGUAGAUGAUGACGAAGAAGAUUGCCUGCUACCGACUUUAAAUUCAUCACAGAUUCAGUUUGAUCCAAACGCUGGCAAUCAACCAGGCAGCAAGCCAUUCAAUUUUUAA
Drosophila nasuta is the source of this 1527-nucleotide messenger RNA. RefSeq names its product importin subunit alpha-4-like. The coding region runs from base 1 to 1527 and encodes 508 amino acids. The transcript has a single exon. Gene Ontology annotation, molecular function: nuclear import signal receptor activity; protein binding. Gene Ontology annotation, biological process: protein import into nucleus. Gene Ontology annotation, cellular component: cytoplasm. The record is from RefSeq and is a predicted model, not a curated record. Lineage: Eukaryota; Metazoa; Arthropoda; Insecta; Diptera; Drosophilidae.